CUCUUGUAAGAACAACCGCAAGUUGACACAAUAUCAAUUCGUAUCUGUCACUUCUUUUUCAACCCGCAAUAAAAGCAUGAGAAAACACAAUUGCAACCUUCACUACAACACCGAUGUCGAUAUCCUCGACCAAGUGAUAGAAGACGGCAUUUUCAUCAACCAGCGCAAAAAGCUCCAGAGAUUAUGCAUGGUCAGCGCCAAUCAUCCCAUGGCGUCGGUCUACUACAAAUCCCUCACAGCCAGAAUAACCGAAGACAUCAGACACAUCACCAACUAUCGCUGGAUGAUCCAUCCCUACAGCAUGCUCACCCUGUACUGGGAGAUGUUCAUUUUCAUCGUCUACAGUGCACAGUUCUUCACUCUGGCCAUUGCAGCGUCAGCGAACGUUUACUUCAGGAAACCCAGUUACAUUGUGAUUCAAAAGCUGACCUUGGACUAUAUCCUGACCCUCGAUAUCGUCAAGCAAUUCUUCACUGGGUAUUAUGAAACACGUGACGGCAAGACGGUGAUGAAUUUCACCCAGAUCGCUAAGAGAUACUUGAGUACAUACUUUUUGCUUGACCUGAUUUGCUGCACGCACUCUUACUUAGUACCUUUUAGAAUAAUCUUCACCAACUACGAGGAUUUCAUCGAAAAGACCUGGAUAUUAGCGAUAACCCUGAAGGUAAUCGCCUCCUUCAGAAUCCUACGGAUGAGAAGAUGGCUGGAAGCUUUGGAACUCUUCAGAAUGUACGUUAACCUGUCCAGCGUUCUGAACCGAGCGUUCCGAGCCAUUCUCAUAUUCAGCAUCCUCCUCAUUUGGCUCUACAGCAUGAUCUUCCAGAUAGAGAAGCUCGUUGAGUUCAACUUCAUACCACCGGAGAGCAGAGACUGGAACGCGCCUACCUUCAAGCUCUUCUACUCGGCCACCUUGAUGCUGCUGCACGUCAGCUACGGAGACAAGAUCUUGAGCCACCCCAUCAAGUCCAUAGUAUCCCUGCUAUUCAUGGCGGUCGGCUACUGCUUGCAGCUCUCCAUGUACACGCAAGUCAUGCAGGUGUGGGUAAAGUUCUCCAACGCAAAGAACAAGAACGAGAACCUCUACCAGCAGUUCACCGAGUACCUCAACUACAAGGAGCUGCCGAUGAACCUGCGCAGAAAAUUCUCAUCUUUUUACCAGUUCAAGUUCCAGAACCAGUUCUACAACGAGGCGCACAUCAACAAGAUGACCUCGAACAUACUGCGGCAGGAGAUCCUGGUCUACGUGACCAAGAACCACGUGCAGCGGGUGGAGUUCUUCCAGAACCUGCCCGAUGUGGUGCUGAGUAAGAUCGUGUCGAGGCUCAAGUCGGAGAUCUACCUCGCCAAUGACGUCAUCAUCAAGGCUGGAUUGGCGGGAACGUGCAUGUUCUUCAUCUACUUCGGCACGGUGGCGAUUUACACGCCGUCUGGUAGGGAGAUUUGCCACUUGGAAGAUGGCGCUCAUUUCGGGGAGAUAGCGCUGAUCUUCAACGAGCCUAGAGUGGCCACAGUGGUCGCAGUGACGCCCUGUGAGUUGUUCGUGCUGAACAGGUUCGACUUUCUGCAGGUUCUAGAACCGUUUCCCGAACAGAAAGCGAAGAUUACUAAGUUGGCGGAGGAGAGACUCAGAUCGACCGUUUUCCAGAAAUAAUUAUUUUGUGUUUAGGUGUUACCAUGUAUUUUGAUAUUUCAAUAUUAUGUAUAUCUGAUACUUCACGUUAAUCGAUGUUUUAACACGCUUUUAUCAACUUCACCUGUAUGAAUGAAUGAGUUUGACCCACUUUAAACAGACCGAUUGAUUUGAAAUUUGGCAUUUUUGUUAGACAAAAAGAACAUAAUGGCAGCUCCAAAAUGGUGAACGAGUUUUGUAAUUAUUAUUAU
Phaedon cochleariae (mustard beetle) is the source of this 1881-nucleotide messenger RNA. The record is from the annotation of a GenBank genome assembly. Lineage: Eukaryota; Metazoa; Arthropoda; Insecta; Coleoptera; Chrysomelidae.